Messenger RNA from Baudoinia panamericana UAMH 10762, 349 nucleotides. RefSeq lists its product as uncharacterized. The transcript has a single exon. Lineage: Eukaryota; Fungi; Ascomycota; Dothideomycetes; Mycosphaerellales; Teratosphaeriaceae. The record is from RefSeq and is a predicted model, not a curated record. The annotation marks the transcript as partial.
CGCGGGAAAACGUGGCUCGUGCAGUGGCUGCCGAUAACGACAAGGCGCGCUUUUCACUCUCCUCCACCAUUCGCCCACUCACAAUCUGGCCCGCGAAGCCCACCCACACUCGAUGACCAAGCACAGCGGCCAAUCACCCUGGACGUGCUGCAGCAGCAACAGCUCGGUGUCACCACGGUGUCAACCCGUCGAUUCUUACGCCGCAGCCUGCCUCAAGCACGUGAAGCUAGUCAAGCCACUCACGCUCUCGGCUCGACGUCCCGAGAACGGCAGGCUUGGGUGGUGAAACGUCGUCUUCAACCCGCGUAGACAACCACUCAACGGCAUUAUGUCGCGAAGUACCUGCAGU